Bipolaris victoriae FI3 is the source of this 357-nucleotide messenger RNA. RefSeq lists its product as hypothetical. Bases 1 to 357 code for a protein of 118 amino acids. NCBI's taxonomy places the organism in Eukaryota, Fungi, Ascomycota, Dothideomycetes, Pleosporales, Pleosporaceae. The transcript has a single exon. The record is from RefSeq and is a predicted model, not a curated record.
AUGAAGAAGUGUUUCGCUGCUGCAACGGCCACGAUUGUCGAAAGCAAUAGGUGGAAGAAGUUCACCAAAGUAUCCGUUAGCAAAGGCAACGUAGACUGGCCUCAGAACAUGAGAGACCAAGAGCGUUUCGGGGUGCGGUACAACUAUCAAGGCAAGAUUACCAACAAAGACGGCGUUGUUUACAACAAAUUCCACGUACAGCCCAAUGCUGGAAAGAUUCCGGCUCCUAUCAACCAGUGGAAGGAGGACAACGGCGGCACAAAUGCGGUUAUGACCAGCGUAUAUGUGAAGAAGGAUGGUACCCAGGAAGAUGUCAAGGAGGGGCUUGAGGAGGCAGCGAAAUCAAUCGAGAGCUAG